Messenger RNA from Punctularia strigosozonata HHB-11173 SS5, 1620 nucleotides. RefSeq lists its product as uncharacterized. The coding region runs from base 1 to 1620 and encodes 539 amino acids. NCBI's taxonomy places the organism in Eukaryota, Fungi, Basidiomycota, Agaricomycetes, Corticiales, Punctulariaceae. The record is from RefSeq and is a predicted model, not a curated record. The transcript has 3 exons.
AUGCCACCCGCCCCCGAGUUGACCCCUGCUCGCCGUCGCCGCCGCCGUCGCAAACCGUGGACACCGAAGAGGAAGCCGAAGCCGACGUAUAGAGAACGCAACAUACACGAAGUCACGGAAAUUACGGAUGAAGCGGACGAUGAAUACGGAAAAUGGUAUCUGGUGGAGUGGGCGGGUAUCGAUCCGCGCACGGGCGGUCCUUGGCCCCCGGAUUGGAUCCACGAACGAGGGAUGCGCGCUCCCGAGUGUCUCAAGAGGUGGCAAGUAGAGAAGAGGCGGAGGUUGUACAACAAACUUCAUUCGCGUACCAUCAAACCAAAGAGAAUACCAUCGGCAGAAUUGCGCAGAUAUACACCUUUUACAGCACCUACCCUUUAUGGACACACCCCGACCCAGCUCAGGUCAUGCGUGCCACGGGACGAUGUCGAACACUGCCCCGGCACAGACGAAGAGAUCCCUGUCUUCUACGAAGGGCACUCCGGCCCAUCUAAAGACGACCAUAUGGACAUCGAUCAAGCACUUCUUUCGGAAACGCGAACCGCCCUCGAACCGGAUGACAAGGGUCGCGACGGAUCCGACGAGGACGACAUGCUACAGUACCCCCCGGACGAAGAACUCAAGGAAGGCUUUGAAGAUCUCUUCGACAGCGUGGACCUGGAUGCCGACCCGGAAGUCGCCAGCGUCAGCUACAAGAACUCUACACUCCAUGCGGACUUCGCAUUCGAUGACAUGCCGCCUCUCCCCCCGAUCACGUAUGCACCUAUCAAUUGUGCCGCUGCGUGCGCGAACGAUCGGUGCUCCGACAGCAUGACGAAGGCCCCUGAAGCCGUGCUCGUGCGGUCGACCUCGAGUAUCCCCGAGGACGGGUUGUCAAGCGCGUUAGCGGGGCGUGCCCGCCCGCGCACCGUAUGCGAGCUAGCCCGCUUGCGUUAUGGCGACGAUUACGAUCAAGACGACGGCUUCGACGACGAAGACUCAGUUCCCGAAAGCAACGAUGACCUGCCAAUGCACUUGCCGGUGCAGGCGUCGCAUGUGGGGAGUGCGUCACAGGAUACUGGGUUCGAGACGUUCGCGCUGCCAGCGCAUGCUGUCGAUGUGGUCGGUGCUGGCGAAGACGACUGCGCUGAGGACGUCUUCCUAGACUCUGAAACCCUCCUCUAUCCGGAGGAGCCCGAUUCCGAAGAAGACGCUGCGAACGCGGCAGCUUCGACGUCUCAGCUUGCAGCCCCAUCAGUCAUCGAGGAUCGCGACGCCACGCUGCCGGACAAGGGCUCGGACGCCAUCUCCGCGGGAAGCAAGCUCCCCCAGGCGCCGAAGCCCGUCUUCGCGUUCCCCCGAUUCAACUCCAACGAAAACGUGAACGCCGGCAUCGAUGGUCAAGCCAGCUCGAAGGGCGUGCAAGGCCUCAUCAUUACGCCCGUUCGGCCAUCCCCAUCGGAGCUCCAAUUCACGAAACGGCGCAUCAGCUUCGCGGGGCCGCCGUCUGGCUCGUUGCGCUCCGCCUUGGGAGGCCUCGGCGUUGAAGGCGCGUUUGGAGCCGCAGUUGCGUUCCCCUUCCAUAAGCCCGUCAGGAACCCCUUCGCUGCUUCUCGUAGUGAUCAGUGCAAGGGUCGUCAUUAA